ACACACACACUCACACACAUACACACAGUGCUGGCGUGCAGUCCACAUCUGGAGAACAGAGGACGGGAUCGCGUUUUGACAUCUGAAAAUCUGUGUACAGUGAUCCAAAACAGUCUUUACGCGCGAGUUACUCUGACCCGGUGAUGACUCACAUCUGGAUUCUCCUGUCAGCCCUGCUGCUGGUUUUGCCGGCUGAACUCACGAGUAGCCCUGAGGACACUGAAAACGAAGUUCUGAAACAAACCGAGACAGAGUUCACCAAGAGCCAGAAUCAGGUGAUUGAAAAUGCAAUCAGAAAUGUCAGUGAAGUAACACCAACCCUCUCACCUACCACAUCAGCUCCUUUGGCUUCCACAGCCACGCCAAGCACCAGCCUUGCUCCUCGGUGUCCAGGAAACCAGGUGAUGCAGGAGAACAGCACUGGUUGUGGAUGUCCAUCUGGCAUGGUGAUGGAUGGUGACAACUGUACCUGCCCUGUGGGCUUCACUCUGAAGGGAGCAGCAGAGUGUAAAGAUGUUGAUGAGUGUGAGGGAGUGGGACCUGCGCCAUGUGGUCUCCAUGCCAGCUGCACUAAUACCCCCGGCUCUUACUCAUGUAGCUGUCUCCGUGGUUACCUGAUGGGUUCAGGAGGAUGCCAGGAUGUAGACGAGUGUGCUCUGGCUGCAGUGACAGGACUUCAGGCCUGUCAGGGUGACGCUGAAUGCAGAAACACCCCUGGUUCCUUUACCUGUUCGUGCCCUGUGGGAUAUGUAAUGGCCCUAAAUGGACGGAGCUGCGUCGAUAUUGACGAGUGCAGCUUUGAGGAGCAGUGUCGCCGGGAGCUGGGAAACGUGUGUGUAAACACUCCUGGUAGCUUUUUGUGUCAGUGUCAGCUGGGCUUCAGAGCAGAGCCCCCUGCCUGCGUUGGUCCGAUAUGUCCAGACUACACCGUGUGUCAAGAUGUGGAUGAAUGUAUGGAGAGUCCUGCAGUGUGUGAUGGUCAGGGCGUGUGUGAGAACACACUUGGCAGUUACAAGUGUGUCUGUCGACCAGGUUACCGGGGAAACGGCACACACUGUGAAGAUGAGAAUGAGUGUGCCUCGGGUGGUCACAGGUGUGACACCAACGCUCGCUGUGGUAACAUCAUUGGGUCGUAUUUCUGCCAGUGUUACCAGGGCUUCAAUGGGGAUGGACACUCCUGUUUUGACAUUGACGAGUGCGUCGUGAACAAUGGCCACUGUGAACACAAUUGCACCAAUGAACAAGGGGGAUACAGCUGCCAGUGCACUUCAGGCUACCAGCUGGACCAGGAUGGACACAAAUGCACAGAUGUGGACGAGUGUUCGGUGCUAAAUGGGUUCUGCCAGCAUGUUUGCAUCAACACUCGGGGCUCUUUCCAGUGCUCCUGCAGACCUGGGUACCAGCUGCACAUUGAUGGCCUCACCUGUGUGGACAUUGAUGAAUGUAAACUUCAGAACGGCGGCUGCUCCCACACCUGCACCAACACUCCAGGAGGACACACUUGCCACUGCCCUCCUCCCCUGUUGCUGGACACAGACAACCUCACCUGCAGCAAUGUUACAUCCUGUGAGCAUAGAAAUGGUGGAUGUGAGCAUAUAUGUACAGUGAGGGCUGAGGGCCACGUCCAGUGUAGCUGUCGAGCGGGAUGGGAGCUGGGUGAAGACACGAGGAGUUGUGUGGAUGUGAAUGAGUGUGGAGACUUUACAAAUGGAGGCUGCGAGCAGCUCUGCGUGAACCACCCCGGAGGCUUCAGCUGCACCUGCAGGGAGGGCUACGAGGUCCGAACAGACGACCCCACCAAAUGUCAGCCUGUGUGUGAAGCUCCUUGUCAGAACUACGGAGUGUGUGUGGCCCCAAACAGCUGUGACUGUCCUCCGGGUUAUCCUGGUGUGGGCUGCUCAGCCAUGUGCUCCCCACCCUGUGCCCAUGGAGGUACCUGUAUGCGCUGGAACAAGUGUUUGUGUACUCCUGGCUGGUCAGGAGCUGGCUGCCACACAGCUGUGUGUGAGUUACCUUGUGCUAACGGUGGUCGCUGUGUGGGGCCUGAUACCUGCCAGUGUCCGUCUGACUACACAGGCCCCCAGUGCCUCUCGCCCCUGUGCACUCCUGCUUGUCUAAACGGGGGAAGAUGUGUGGAUGUUAACAAAUGCACUUGUGUUGGUGGGUGGCAAGGAGCUCGAUGCCAGAUAGAGGCUGUCGAGUGUCAGAAGCCUUGUAAGAACGGUGGCGUGUGCGUGGGUCUCAACAGGUGCCGCUGUACCAAAGGAUUUACUGGAAGUCUCUGUGAAACCGCGGUGACCACCCCCUGUGUGCCUCCCUGCCAACACGGAGCCACGUGCAGCCCUCACAACACUUGCACCUGUCCGGAGGGCACUGCAGGCCUGCGCUGUGAGAAACUGUGAGUAUGAUCAGCACCAACAGCACCCGCACAGUAUCUAUGAGCUGGGGUCAGUCUACUGUUCAUGGCUGGUCUUCUUUUUCGGAACUACCUUGAGUUAACUGUGCUCCUUUGCAUCAGUCGCAAAGCUGUGAUGUCACAGUAUAUACAUGCAAACACUUACGUACAAGCUCUUAAUCACACCGUGAUCAACAGAAGAAAGUGGACAAUCCUUGUGGAGCACUUUAAUUUUUCCGUUAAAAAUGUCACAGUAGUAGCAAGACUACAGAGAGUCUAUCAAGAUGAAAAGGCUUUGUCAUUUGUCUUGACUAAAAUAUCUCAACCUUACAGAUCAACUGUGAACUGAGCUGUGAGGAAAUAAUAUCUGUUCUAAAAGCAUAGUGUGGCAAAAACAUUGAUUCUUUAAGACAGUCAUGGGAGCCACUUAAUGACCUUUUCAGUCUGCCGGUGCUUUUAAGAACCUUACUAAAAUGUUUUUAUUUUAUGUCGGUUCUAGGACGUGCCCCGUGGUCACCACUGUGGUCAGUAUGGCUCGAGCAGUGAGGAAGGCCUUCAGGGAGAGUUAUGUUGAUCGCUGUGGACCCUUGGGCGUUCAACUUUGCACUAAAUACAGGUUAUUUGUUUUCCUGCUCCAUUCUCAGCACUACAUGGUUAAUGUGGUUGUUAUCUUGCCAAGGUUUUAUCACAAGGACGUCCACUGUCCUGCCAGGAGGAGAAGUACUGAUAAAUUCAUUACAAAACUGUGGCAUGGGUAAAUGUCACAUGCAUGGAGUAUAAUUCUGUGUCUGUCUUGUUGUUGUGUUUCAAGGAUGAACCAGGCACGCGUGUACCUGCAGGCCUACAGGGUUGGCUACAAAAUCCAGUGUCCAGAGAGGAAGGGCAGAUGAGCAGGACUGGACACAAUGAACGCUUAUUCACUUGAGGACAAUGUUUUGGAGCGAUUCUAUUCCCAAACCUCGCGUUUAAAAGAAGAAAUAUUGGAAUAAGUUAAUCUAUGUCCUACAUAGUUAAAAGUAACUCUGAAGCAUUCGUGUAAUACGACUAUAAUACGACUAAUUCAUUAUUUCUGAUGUUUGUAUAUGGCAGCUGAGAGUUCUAAAAACUGUACUGUGUUAAAAACCGCAUCAGUCUGUGAACGACUGAUAAUGAAAAGUGUAAAGUUACUCAGAGUUCACACCAAGAAAUGUUUCCAAUAAACUGUUACAAACCCGA
This is a messenger RNA of Mugil cephalus (flathead mullet), 3610 nucleotides long. Its product is annotated as latent-transforming growth factor beta-binding protein 4. The coding region runs from base 144 to 2402 and encodes 752 amino acids. NCBI's taxonomy places the organism in Eukaryota, Metazoa, Chordata, Actinopteri, Mugiliformes, Mugilidae. The record is from RefSeq and is a predicted model, not a curated record. Gene Ontology annotation, molecular function: calcium ion binding. The transcript is spliced from 21 exons.